UAAAAGUCUAGAAGAACGGGCUAAGCAGUCCGCUUGAACAUUACAUAAACGAGAAAUAAGAGAAAGCGAGAAGAACGGGAAAGAGACACGGAGAAAACCAAAUUCGUCUAGCAGAUUGGAGAAAGCAGGCCAUUCAUCCGGUGACUGUAUCAUCGAGACUAACUCCGAGCAGUCUGUUUCAAACACCUGACAAUCGAUCCAAAGUUUCCGUAAUAGAACUAGUUUCGAUCGGAUCCAACUGAGCUUCUUCCCACAAUAAUUUUUCACUCAAAGCAUGAUUUAAAACCAAUCUCAUACGUAUUAUAAAACAUUCAGAAUUUUAAACAUCGUAAAAUCGCAAAACAUCUUAGAAUCACAACACAUUGAAAGUUCCAAAAGAUAAGCAUUUUAAAACAACUUGGUUCAAAUUGAAAUCUUGUCUCUAUCUUCCUUCUUGAGUUCUUGUCUUCUUGAUUCUCUUUUUUUUUUCCAUAUAAAUAAAACCAACAUAACAAAUGUUACUAUUAGUGUAUUACGCUUUAAAACAAAAAUUGAAAAUCAUGAAGUAUCUUGUAAUACAAAACGGGACGAGUAGCGGAGCGAGUAACGGAGCGAGUAACGGAGCGAGUAACGGAGCGAGUAACGGGGCGAGUAUCGAAACGGGGCGAGUAACGAGCCAAAUAUCAAAAAAAAUUAUGAUACUUGAUACUUGACCCUUACUUGCAAGUAAUGGAAUUAUACUACUUGGUACUUGCCUUGACAACACCGGGUACUUGUUUUUUCAAGACGAGUACGAGCCGAGUAGCGAGUAUCAACCGAAUAACGAGUACUUGUGCCCAGGCCUACGAAAUUGCCAUUGAAAUGGCUCUCAAAGCUUCACCAGCUGCCGGAUUAUUCCCUCCUCUCCGUCCUACUGCUUCUUCUUCCCCUUCGACUUCUAAUCGCCCUUAUUCCCUCAGGGUUCUCCCCCUCAGACCAUCCUUCUUCGGUGGGGCUCUGAGAGUGAAUGUGCUGAGAUUAGCUUGUGCUAAUAGACUCAGGUGCAAUGGUCACGGUGCUACGAUGAAUCUUUUUGAACGGUUUUCUAGAGUGGUCAAGUCAUAUGCAAAUGCGUUCAUAAGCUCCUUCGAAGACCCGGAGAAAAUCUUGGAGCAAACUGUCAUUGAAAAGAAUAGUGAUUUGACAAAGAUGCGUCAAGCCACUGCACAGGUACAGCCCUUAAACGACGAAAGUCUUUUGCUGUAGUUUAUAUCUAUCCAUUCUCUUGUUCACCAGUUUUCUGUUUCUUAAGAUUGCUUUUACUCCAACAAAUGAAAGAACCUAAUCAUUUGAAACGGAAAUGAGAAAGAAAAAACAAAUCUUUUAGAUUUUGUA
This is a messenger RNA of Arabidopsis lyrata subsp. lyrata, 1353 nucleotides long. RefSeq names its product membrane-associated protein VIPP1, chloroplastic. The record is from RefSeq and is a predicted model, not a curated record. The coding region runs from base 709 to 1224 and encodes 171 amino acids. The transcript has 3 exons. NCBI's taxonomy places the organism in Eukaryota, Viridiplantae, Streptophyta, Magnoliopsida, Brassicales, Brassicaceae. Gene Ontology annotation, biological process: thylakoid membrane organization. Gene Ontology annotation, cellular component: chloroplast.